CAUAUGUCGUAUGUUUUGUAUAACCAAAAACCAUACUGUGUACGAAAAUAAAAAUGACUGAUUACGCGCCUAUCAAACAUAUACAGUGAGAAUAGAAUAAUUUAUGCUUAUCUAUUAUGAUCAAAUGCUCGAGGUCUUUGACAAAAACUUGUUAACAGUAAUAGCUCUCAUUAGUGAUAUGUGAAUUAAACAACAGGAUAAUUUUCUAGGUCAGAGGGAAUGGCACUGGAACUUAUUGCCUGUCUGUUAUACUUAUUGCAUCCGGCGCUAGGUUUACAGAAUCCUGACAUUUAUGGAAACCAGUGUGGAUUGCCUAUGUUCGAGCCCACUUCGUUAAGUCAACAGACGCCCUUAGGAAAGCGGAUUGUUGGUGGAACGGAAGCGAAUCCCGGAUCAUGGCCUUGGAUGGUGAUGUUGAAGAAGAAUGGAAGGAUAAAAUGUGGAGGAAGUAUACUGGAUUCUCAUAUUAUACUAACUGCAGCACAUUGCUUAUAUAGUGAUAGGAAAUACGAUGAAUGGCAGGUUUUUGUCGGCAAACAUCAUACAAAUGUGAAAGAUAAAAACGAGCAAUCUUAUACAAUAUCAAAGUUUAUACCACACGAAAGGUUCGACAGGAAUACUUUAAUGAAUGAUAUAGCCUUGAUUGUGUUGAAGGAACCAAUUAAGUUUAACCCUUAUGUACGACCAAUAUGUCUGCCUCAAAUGAACCAGCCAGAAUCAGAUCAGUGUUACACAACAGGGUGGGGAGAAACGAAAGGAACUGGAUAUGCAGAUGUACUGAAAGAAAUCCCACUUGCUCCAAAAAUGAAAUUUUUUUGUCGCAAUCUUUUAAAAAAAUUAGGAAGAUCACAGUUACGAAACAUAUUUUGUGCCGGGUACCAGAACGCGGACGCCUGCUCUGGUGACAGUGGCGGACCUUAUAGUUGUAGAAUUGAGGGAAGAUGGUUUGUGAAAGGAGUCGUUAGUUUCGGGCCAGAUUGUGGACAGCCAGGCUGGACAGGUGUUUAUGUCAAUGUUAUGCCAUACUUGUCAUGGAUCAAAAAUCAUAUAAAUCAAUCAAUAUAAUUAUCAAUCAAGCGUUUUCAUGAAUGAUGUGGUUCACAUGUGCACUAAAAUGUGCACAUUGUUUUUUCCAAUAUUGUGACACUUGAAAAGUCCUAAAUGAAAUUGAAAUAAAUUGAUAAUAAUUUUAUGCAAAAUCUUUUGCCUUGUUAAUAAUAAAUGUAAUAAAAUAUCAUGAAUAUCUAUAGUCUGGUAAAAAUUUCAUUAGUCACACAAUAUAAACUGCAUUUAACCUCAAAAAAAGUAAAAAUAUCAUUAUAUAUGUAGAGGGCUGUUAAACUAUAUAAAGUUCUGAUGAGUUAUACUAUGUAUAACGAUCUUUUUAUGACACUGUACUUUUAUAAAUGGCUUCAUUUUAAUUAUAUAAGUAUAUUAUUAUAUAAGUACUUAUUGCAUAGCCCAUGGGCUUUGCUGUUAUACAUUUUGUACCUUGGGUUUAAAUGUAUUUUGAAGCAAUAAAACAUUUUGUACUAAACUCAAUGUGAAAAUGUGAAUGAUUGCAAAGUCAAUUCACAUUUAAUUGCGGCUUGUUUUCUUAACAUAUUAUUCAUGCCACGGCAUUGAUACAUCAUUCAUAUUCUUUAAUGAGGGAGGCAGCAGGGAUAUGGUGUCACAUUUUGAAACGGUCGUGGAUCGAACUUUCAGCUAUCAUUAUUGUGAACAAGCAUGCAGCCAUUAUGCUGCUUAAGGACACUUAAUUUUCAAUAUUUAUUCACACAAAUAUUCCUUGCAUAAUAUUUGUAAAGUCUGUGACGAAAACAAUUAAGCCGAUUGGAACUUUUUGUCUCGAUUUACUUCACGCCAGCUACAUCCCGGAAAUACUUCCUGUCAGAUAUUCAUUACUGAUGAUAUUCUGUAUAAUAUUUUGUAAAAAAAUCAUCUCUCUUGUGUCAAUUCUCAACUUUCAAAUACUGUACUUCACAAAUAGAAUGUCUUCAGAAAUCCAACACAGAGUGGUGUUAAGUAAAGAACAAAGUUGAUUUUUACAAACAGAGUAACUCAUAUGGAAUGUUCCACCAUCUGUCAUGAUCAAUUAAGUAUGCAAAUGUGGUAAAACGAUUGUCUGAAAUUAACAUUGAUAAUAUCAUAAUAAUAAAGUGGAAUACAAAUGUA
Ruditapes philippinarum (Manila clam) is the source of this 2175-nucleotide messenger RNA. Its product is annotated as prostasin-like. Gene Ontology annotation, molecular function: serine-type endopeptidase activity. Lineage: Eukaryota; Metazoa; Mollusca; Bivalvia; Venerida; Veneridae. The record is from RefSeq and is a predicted model, not a curated record. The transcript has 8 exons. Gene Ontology annotation, biological process: proteolysis. Bases 220 to 1065 code for a protein of 281 amino acids.